Molecule: messenger RNA, 2535 nt
Organism: Malania oleifera
Lineage: Eukaryota; Viridiplantae; Streptophyta; Magnoliopsida; Santalales; Ximeniaceae
Product: MACPF domain-containing protein At1g14780
Exons: 8
Coding region: 380-2218 (612 amino acids)
Biological process (GO): plant-type hypersensitive response; regulation of salicylic acid mediated signaling pathway
Cellular component (GO): plasma membrane
Source: RefSeq, a predicted model, not a curated record
GAAUAUCUAAAAUUAUUCUUUCCAAAAAUAUUGUAAAUAUGACUGAUAUUUUCUAAGGAGUGGAAGGAAGCUGCCCUGCAUCCCACCCUCUUCCACAUGAAAUCCAAGUGAGAACUCACAAACUCCUCCUUGACCUUCUCUCCAUUCGCUCCUUUUUUUUCCUUCUCAACCUACAAAAGGUUACGUGUAAAGAGGGCGAGAGCGAGAGAGAGAGAGAGAGAGAGAGAGAGAGAGAGAGAGAGAGAGAGAGAGAGAGAGAGAGAGCAAUCAGCAAUCACUCCUUAUAUUCGAUCCCUUUCUCAAAGUACAACCCCAAAAUCUCUCCCAACUCAUCACCGCCUAUAAAAUAAAAAAAUUGCAGAGAGAGAGAGAGGGAGAGAUGGGAGGAGACGAAGGAAAAACAAUGGUGGAGAAGGCAGUGAACAGCCUGGGAAAAGGAUUUGACUUCACGUCGGAUUUCCGGCUGGAUUUCUGCAAGGGAAACCACAGAUUAGUGCUCCUCAACGAGUCGAAAAAAAAAGAGCUCCUCGUACCCAAUUUCGGAGCCUUCAAGGAUGUCUCCGUCGACAUCAAAUGCGACAGAGGCGAGCGAACCCGCUACCGAUCCGACGUUCUCCAAUUCAAUCAGAUGUCGGAAUUCUUCAACGGGAAAAGCUCGGUGGGAGGGAAGAUACCGUCGGGGGAGUUCAACGCGAUGUUUGGAUUCGAGAGCGGGUCGUGGGCGGAGGACGCCGCCAACACCAGCUGCCUGGCUCUCGACGGCUACUUCAUCACCCUCUUCAACCUCCACCUCGACCGUUACCCCCUCGCCCUCUCCCAGGAAGUCCGCGACGCGGUCCCCUCCACUUGGGACCCAUGCGGUCUGGCCAGAUUUAUCAAGACAUAUGGGACGCACAUCAUCAUAGGCUUAAGCAUGGGAGGUCGAGAUAUUGUGCUAGUUAGACAAGAGAAGUCUUCUAACUUGGAGUCAUCAGAGAUCAAGAAACACUUGGAAGACCUUGGAGAUCAACUAUUUAAUGGAACAUGCACCUACUCCCCGCAUCAUUGCAAAACAAAAGAACAAAAGCGCAAGGCACCACAAGCUUUUAAUGUCUUCAACCCACAACUUGGCAUCAUCAAUACUUAUUCAUCAAUCACGGCCAAAGAUGGGAUUAUUGUCAUAUGCUCUAGGAGGGGAGGAGAUGUAUCAGCUAACAGUCACUAUGAAUGGCUUCUUACAGUCCCUUCAAUGCCAGAUGCAAUUCGUUUCAACUUCAUUCCCAUUACCUCUCUUCUUAAACGUGUUCCGGGCAUAGGUUUUUUAUCACAUGCCAUCAACCUCUAUCUUCGAUACAAGCCUCCCGUAGCAGAUUUGCAGUAUUUUCUGGACUUCCAAGCACACAAGAUUUGGGCUCCUAUUCACAAUGACCUCCCCUUGGGGCCCCUCAGAAACAAGGCCAUUCCAACACCAGCCCUCCACUUCAACUUGAUGGGCCCUAAACUGUAUGUAAAUACUACCCAGGUUAAGGUUGGGAAGAGACCCGUCACAGGGAUGCGGCUGUACCUCGAGGGCAUGAAAUGCAAUAGGCUAGCCAUCCACCUCCAACAUCUAUCGAACACCCCCCUCAUGCUCCAAAACAGAAUAGAGGACGUCCCAAUCUGGCGUUCGUCGGAACACAUCGCCGACGACCGAUACUUCGAACCCAUCCAACGCAAAAACUUCUCUCACAUUUGCACGGCCCCGGUCAAGUACGACCCCACGUGGGCAGCCGCCGGCGAAUCAACUGCCUUCAUCAUUACCGGAGCCCAGCUCUACGUGAAAAAGCACGCGUCCAAGAGCGUCCUCCACCUCCGGCUCUUGUUCUCCAAGGCCACCGAUUCUUCGGUGGUUCAGUCUCGGUGGGCGCAGGGCUCGUCGGACUUUUCUCAGCGGUCGGGCUUUUUCUCGACGCUUAGUACGUCCAUUACCGGCGGCGGCUCGGAGAAGGAGAAGCCGCAGACAGUGGUGGUGGACUCCGGCGUGUUUCCGACUGGGCCGCCGGUGCAGGUGCAGGCGCAGACGCAGAAGCUUCUCAAGGUGGUGGAUAUGUCUCAGUUGUGUAAAGGUCCGCAGGACGGUCCGGGGCAUUGGUUGGUGACGGGGGCGAGGAUGGAAUUGGAGAAAGGGAAGAUUUGCCUGCACGUUAAGUUCUCAUUAUUGAGUGUGUGCUCUGAGAGAUCAGAGGAGGCGGCUACGUAAAUUAAAAAUUCCCUUAAGGAUGCAUGCAUUAAUUUCAUCUCAAGUCAGAAAAAUGCACGUAAACAUGCAAGAAAAUAAUAAAGAACUUAGAAGAGAAUGAGCAAGGGAGAUGUUUCAAAUGGCCAUUUUUCUGAUUUGGUGUGAAAUGAUAUGCAUUUUACCGCGGCUAGCUUCUAGUAUCAGAUAUAAGAAUCCUUAUGUACAAAAGAAAAAAGACAGGGAAAAUCCUCGUCAAAUGAAUUGUCAAGACUCAAGAGCCAACACAAAGACCUCAAGGAAGGCCAAAAGUUUUGGAUUAUUCAUUUUUUCACUUUAAA